AUGAUAACUGGCUCCUUCAAAGUAUUAAUUCAUGCCUCAUCUCUUCACUUCUAUGCCGAUAAAGUCCUGUCUGGCUCAGCUUCAUCUCUUUCUCCAAAAAUGUCUUACAGAUGCCCUGUGUGGACUCAGCUGGCUUCAUUGCUGACAACAUUUCAGCAAUCUUCUCUACAGCAGAAAAGUAAAAAGAAGAACAAAGCUCCUAUUCCUGGUAAAAGCAAAAGACGGAUCUCCUGUAAAGAUCUUGGCCGAGGAGACUGUGAAGGCUGGCUUUGGAAAAAGAAAGAUGCUAAGAGUUAUUUCUCCCAGAAAUGGAAAAAAUAUUGGUUUGUCCUGAAAGACACAUCCCUCUACUGGUAUAUCAAUGAAGAGGAUGAAAAAGCGGAAGGAUUCAUCAGUCUACCUGAAUUUAAAAUUGACAGAGCCAGUGAAUGCCGAAAGAAAUAUGCAUUCAAAGCCUGCCAUCCUAAGAUCAAAAGUUUUUAUUUUGCUGCUGAACAUCUAGAUGAUAUGAACAGAUGGCUAAACAGAAUUAACAUGCUUGCUGCUGGCUAUGCAGAAAGGGAGAGAAUCAAGCAAGAGCAAGAUUACUGGAGUGAGAGUGAUAAGGAGGAGGCUGACACUCCAUCGACACCCAAACAAGACAGCCCACCACCCCCAUAUGAUACAUACCCACGGCCUCCUUCGAUGAGUUGCACCAGUCCCUACGUGGAGCCAAAGCACAGCCGCCUCUCCUCCACAGAGACCUCCCAGUCUCAGUCAUCACACGAGGAGUUCCGCCCAGAGGCGGCAGGGAGUGUCACCGAUUCACCGGUGCGCAAGACAGCGAGCCAGCGGCGCUCCUGGCAGGACCUCAUCGAGACGCCACUGACGAGCUCAGGACUUCACUACUUGCAGACGCUGCCGCUGGAGGACUCGGUGUUCUCUGAGACGGCCGUGGUGUCCCCUGAACACCGGCGGCAGUCUACUUUGCCCACCCAGAAGUGCCACCUGCAAGACCACUACGGCCCCUUCCCACUCGUGGAGGGGGAGAGGAUGCAGGUGCUGAACGGGAAUGGAGGCAAGCCCCGGAGCUUCACGCUGCCACGAGACAGUGGCUUCAACCACUGCUGCCAGAGCCUUUCGGUGGGAGCCACCGAUCACCACGAGGAAGUGCAGCAAAAGGAGGUGGAAGAGGAAGAGGAGGAGGAGGAAGAGGAAGUGAAAGCAGCAGAAGAAAACCAGGAAGAUAAAACCACCUUGUUUCAUGGAAAGAGGAGUUUCUUUUGUCCAGAUCUACCUUCCUACAGGAAACCAAACUUCCUGAGUUUUUAGAGCUGACGUUAUAGAAACAGCAACCGUGAGACACCUGGAUCUCCUGAAGCUGCAGAAGUGACAUCUAUGAGGCUGCAGGAUCCACUUUCUCUUAGUGCCUUUUUCCAAGCAAAUCCAAGACUGUUACUUCAAACGCCGUGACUGUUAGCGUUAUAAAAUAGGCUAAAAUGUGAAAAGCAUUCCCUUUUGCAGUCCGCUGAGCCUGCUUUCUUCACAGCUCCAUCAGUCCUGCAAUGUGCUGGCAUGGGCUUUUGUUUCUCAAGGGUUUGGUUUGGGGUUGGUUUGGGUGUAAUUUUUUUUGUGUUUAUUUGUUUGCUUGUUUGUUUUCGUUUCAAUUGUAUAAUCAAAUGUUCCCUGUUUAAAAUCAUAAGUUAUGUAAAAUUGUCUCUUGACUGCUAUUCUUAGGACAUCGUUAUAUAAACUGUUUUCCUCUCCCUUGUUCAUCCUCCUCUCCCUGUUAACACACAGAAUUCCCAGGAAAGCUAGGAAGUUCAGAAGAGCCUGAAUUUCCUUUGAGCUCUGCAGCAUUGCUCACAGUAUACCUCUUUGGAAACCCAUUUUCCAGUUGCUGCCGUGGGUGGACUAAAUGGCACCAGUGUUUCUAUCUGGAAUUCUUUCCACCUGGUGCCUUCUGUCACUGAGACAACAUCGUUUUUUGCUCUCCUAGACCUUUCCAGAUAUCCUCAGGAGUAAAAAUGACAAAGCUUGGUAUUUUCCUUCCUUCUUCAUCCUGCCUUUUGAAAAAGUAAAUUCCUUAACAAGGGAUAAACAAGUCUCAACAAUUAAAUUGGAUGUAAUUUUUACAUCUUUAUACUUGGCCUAGUUGAACUCUUUCCCAAAGUGAGGCUUGUAUUUUGUUUCUUUUAAAAAACAAAAUAUCCCACAGAUUUUCCUAUCUGAGAUCUGAAAACAGUGGAUUUUGAGAAUCAUGGAAAGAUUCAUACUUUAUUACAAAUAAGUAUAAUUCACAGCAAAAUAGGGUAUGUGCUCACACCAGCUGGGCUUUUGAAACUUCCCUGUGUGCAGAGACUGCACAAAUACACAAAAAACUCUUCAGUAAACAACUUAGCAACAUGCUGUUUAUUUCACUCUCUCUUUCUCUUUUCUUUGCUAACAUGAGUCCUCAAAGAUUCAUGAGUUCUCAAGUCCUAGAAGUCCUAGCUUUUGGAUGUGGUUUGAAAGUCACGUGAUUUCCUACUCAAUCUUGCCCUUCAUCCAAAGUGUCACAGUGCCAGCUAAAAUAACAAAAAGAAACAGAUUGCAUUGUGCCUCCUCUUUUUCUAUUUCAAACAUGAGCUGCUGACAGGGUAUCUUUCCGUGCUCAUAGCAUGUUUGGUGGAUUUUGGGCACAUUCUUUGCUUUCUUUCUCCUCAUUCAUGUGACCCUUUUCCAGUGUUUACAAAUGAGUUCAUGUCUUUUAAGUAUAGAGGAAACCAACCCAAGUUGGUUAGGAUGUGUAUUGUUCUCGAUUAUUUUUUUCUUAAUUAGUCUUUGUUCUGUUUGGUUGGUUUGUGGGUUUUUUUGUUGUUGUUUUUUUCUCCAAACGUAUCUACAAAAAGCAAAUAUGGAACUUUCCACCCUAAAGACCUCUUUUGAUGGGGCAAGAUGUCAUACCGAAAUAGUGCCAUGUUUCUGUCCUCCCAAGCAUACAUGCAUGCAGAUUAGAAAAGCUCUGUAGUGCUGCAACUGUAUGCCAGAUUUGCUAUUUGCUCUUGUUUGCAUGAUAGUAAUUCUAAUAUACUAAUAUGAUAUGGAAAUAAUGGCACAUCACCGUUCUCUCAACAUAUUGUAUCACUGCUUUAUCAUAUUAGGCUAAUACACUGCGAGAGUUGGUAGCACCUCUCCAUGUCAAAUCGGAUCCACUUCUCUUGGCACUGAACCGAUUGGACUCAAAGGUUGAUAAACUUAUCAUUAGCGAUUGGCACGACGGAGACUCAACUUCAGCCUCUUGCAAGACACCUAAUGGCCUCCGUUCAGAAAGUCAAUUCUUCUUGAAUAACAUUGGUGUUUAUAAAAGAGACUAGACCUGUUAAAGCGUAGACAACCACAUGCCUGGAUAUGAGGCCUCCAGGAAGGUGUCAAGGGCAUGGCCACUCUUUUGAAGAAUGCACCCUUUCCACAAUGGGACUAGGCACAAGGUCAGAUCCAGUCUACACGGAGCACAUUUGCAGAAAAUACUGCCCCGCAUGGGAGAACGGAAGGGGAAGAGGGUCUUGACAGGGGAAGGGCUUUGAUGUCACUCAGUUUUUUUCUGCAGACCUCAAGGAAUUAAAGAGGGAUUCGGCCAUGGUAACACUAAAAUCCUGUUGCUUUUAUUGAACUGCAGUGAAUCCAUUCAGGCCAACCAGACAGAUUGUGCCAUUUAAGCGUCCUUCACUAAUGUGAAGGAUGCUACCUUACUGUAUCAUGCUAAAUUAAGUGUAUUCUGUCAAGUGAAGGUGUGCGCAGACCUUUCAGAGACUUCUAUUUCUCUAACGAUUUGUAACGCAUUACCGGAGGGUACACUGACACUGGUUUGGAUGAUGAUGGAGAAGAUACCUCACGCUGAGAUUUCUUAUACUCUGCAGAUAAACUCUUCAGUUCCUCUUUAUCUUCUAGGAGUUAAACAUGUGAGUGAUGCUGCCUGGAGAAGCAGGCACAAAGUAUUCUCUGUAUAACACCCCGACUCCAGAGGGCUGUUUGGGGGCCAGUAUUCGUCUGGAUGUCACUC
This is a messenger RNA of Meleagris gallopavo (turkey), 4021 nucleotides long. Lineage: Eukaryota; Metazoa; Chordata; Aves; Galliformes; Phasianidae. The record is from RefSeq and is a predicted model, not a curated record.